AUGCCCGACAAACUCACUGUGCCGCCGUCCGAGAAUACCGUGCGCGUCCGCAUGAUUGACUCCACCGCUCGAUUCACGCUUCAAGCCGAGUCUUUCUUCGAGCCUAGCCAGCGAGGUCUGCAGUGUUACGAGGUCCCAGAUGUGGCAUUCCUAAUCGACCAUGAGCCCUCAGGCCGUGCCGUCAUGUUUGAUCUGGGUGUUCGGAAGGACUAUUGGAAUCUUCCCAAGGUGAUGCUCCAUCGAUUGAGUACCGACAUUAUAUCGAAUGUUAAAAUCGAUUCUGAUGUUCCUGAUAUCCUGCUUGAGAACGGCAUUAUGCUGGAGAAAAUCUCCGCGGUGAUAUGGUCGCAUUAUCACUGGGAUCACAUCGGAGACAUGUCAUUAUUUCCGUUUUCAACUUCCCUGGUGGUCGGGCCAGGAUUCAAGGCUGCGCCGAAUUUGUUGCCGGGGUAUCCCCUUAAGGAAGAUUCUCCUGUUUCUGCAAACGCCUUCACGGGACGAGAUCUUGAAGAAAUUGACUUUUCGCAAUCAGAGUUGACAAUCGGAGGAUUUCGCGCCUUUGAUUUCUUCUCGGACGGGUCAUUCUAUCUCCUCGACACCCCAGGUCACUGUAUUGGACACAUCUGUGGGUUCGCUCGCACGUCUGUUGGCCCAGAGAGCUCUUUUGUGUUUCUUGGAGGAGACAUUUGCCAUUUCGCAGGCUGCUUCCGGCCGUCACCAGAUUCUCCACUGCCGCCCAUAAUCCCUGCUGGUAUCCUUGAUGCGAAUGACGACCACAGCGAUCCGUUUCCAGCAACGACAUUCACAAAUAGCUACUCCGCCGCGAGGCCAGAUGAAGAUCCGCUAUCAACUCCAUUUUCGAAAAUAUCAACGAUACCGACCUCGGCAUUCGCAUUCCCUGAUGUUUCGCAACAGACUGUGGAAAAAUUGAUUGCAUUCGACACAUCUCCACAAGUACUAAUAUGCUUCGCCCACGAUCAAUCUCUGCCUCUGUUUCUGCCAACAAUGAACACGAGCCCGAAGGAAUGCCUGAAUGAUUGGCGAUCAAAAGGGUUGAAAGAGCAAUGUCAUUGGGACUGGUUGAAUAUCCUCCCUACGGGCAAGUCAUCGGGUCGGACGCCAGUCGUACAGGAGAUGUGGAAAGAUGGAAAGCCGUGGCCUGGGGGGAAAGAUAAAUUACGUGCUAAGAGUCGUGGCGAGGACGUUACAGAAUUAUAA
Molecule: messenger RNA, 1218 nt
Organism: Exophiala aquamarina CBS 119918
Lineage: Eukaryota; Fungi; Ascomycota; Eurotiomycetes; Chaetothyriales; Herpotrichiellaceae
Exons: 3
Coding region: 1-1218 (405 amino acids)
Source: RefSeq, a predicted model, not a curated record